Messenger RNA from Meleagris gallopavo (turkey), 3817 nucleotides. The record is from RefSeq and is a predicted model, not a curated record. NCBI's taxonomy places the organism in Eukaryota, Metazoa, Chordata, Aves, Galliformes, Phasianidae.
AAUGUGAUAAACUCUGUGUAACACAAUGGUAAAAUAUUGGUCUUUUCUACUCCAUGUACUCCAUUUCAAAGUAUUAAUGGCAAAAUUCUGAAGGAAGCUGUUAGAAGAAAUGAGAUUUUGAUCUUGAUAGUCUCACAAACUACACAACUCUGCCUUUCUUUUUGCUGGCUGCUGCUAAAUUCAGGUUAUCGGGCUUUGAGCAUUGUCAUCCAAAAAGAAUUUUAAAAUAAUGAGCACGUUGUGCCCAAAAGUACAAGGGCUGUUCUGAAAGUUAUGACUCCCAUUUUAUUAUGUUGGCCCACAACAUAAUGUGAGGUGCAUGUUGGUGGUAAGGCAGUAGAGGUUGAAUCUUCCUGCCAGUAUUCCGUUACAUCUUGUUGCCAUGCAACAGAUCCCAGCAGAGGGGCAGUCUGGCAAAAUUAUGUCUGACAUGGAACCACAUAUGAAGCAAAGAUGUGGAGCUGAAUCCACGCAGAUUCAAAAAUGCACCCAUUGACACUGAAUGUUCAUGGAGACCAAACAGUAAAUGUUAGCAUAGUGAGGUGGUGUGUUUCAACACUGACAACAGCAAUGUAAAAGAGAAGCCAUCUUCUGCUCCAGCAGGCACAGCUGUCACUCUACGAAAUGAAGAGCAUCUUGAUCAGCUCGUCCAUGCAAAACACUGAUUAUAAUAAGGAAACUGUAUACAGAGCUGAGUAUCAGCUUUGGUGAGUAGGAAACAAUGGUGACAAUGUUGGAGUAUUAGAAAAUUUGCGACAGAUGGGUCCUACAGGUUAGUGAAUACCUAAUGGACCAGUACAAGGCUGAAGGUGACAGUUUCCUGGAUCUCUUCAUUACUGGUAAUGAGAUAUGGUGUCACCACUACGAACCAGAUUCGAAAUGGCUGUCCCUGGACUGAUGAUCUGUGCAGUCCCCAUCAAGAAGUUCAAAUGCAGCCCUCAGCAGCUAAAGUGAUGGGCGUAGUCAUUUGUGAUUAGAAAGGGGUAUCCUUCUGGAUUUCUGCAAUCCCAGACAAACCACCAAGUCAGACUGCUACAUUGUGAUGCUAAGCUGAAGGCUUGAACUAGAAUCAAGGCAGAGAAGACAACCUUUCUCUUGCAACAUGAUAAUGCCGAGCCUCAUGCCAGUUUGAAGACUAUAGAGCAUAUUGCCAAUCUCUGCUGGAGUAUCCAAUCCACCCACUAUGCAAUCCUGAUUUGGUGCCUUCUGACUUCUGUCUGUGUGGGACAAUAAAGAUGGACAGCAUGGGUAACAUUUUUCUAGCUAUGAUGCAGUCAUAGCAACUAUGAAACAAUGGGUCACCUCUACUGGUGUAGUUUUUUAUGAGCAAGGCAUGCAGGGUCUUGUUCAUUGCUGACAAAAAUGCAUAGCUAAUGGUGGAGACUGUUGAAAAGUAGUGUGUUGCAUCUGAGAAUUUACUCUAUUAAUAGUGUUGUUGUGUUGUAGUUUCCAUGGAAAUAAAUAGAAGUCAUUACUUUUGGAGCAACAUACCUAAAAGUAUGUUUCAUUUAUGAUUAAUUAUUGUUUUGGUAUCACUAAAUUUUCUUUAGUGUUGCCUUCAUUUACGAAGAUUCCCAUGGAUUUAACCAUUCGUGCUGGGGCAAUGGCGCGUUUGGAAUGUGCUGCAGUUGGGCAUCCUGUCCCACAGAUUGCUUGGCAGAAAGAUGGUGGAACAGAUUUUCCAGCAGCACGCAAGAGGCGUAUGCAUGUUAUGCCUGAAGAUGAUGUAUUCUUUAUUGUUGAUGUAAAAAUUGAGGACACGGGUGUCUAUAGCUGUACAGCUCAAAAUACUGCUGGAAGCAUUUCAGCUAACGCAACAUUAACAGUUCUAGAAACACCAUCAUUUUUGCGGCCUUUGCUGGAUCGAACUGUAACAAAAGGUGAAACUGCAGUCUUACAGUGCAUUGCUGGUGGUAGCCCUCCGCCCCGACUGAACUGGACUAAGGAUGACAGCCCUCUCAUGGUAACAGAAAGACAUUUCUUUGCUGCAAGCAAUCAGUUAUUAAUUAUUGUGGAUACAGAUGUAGAAGAUGCUGGGAAGUACACUUGUGAAAUGUCUAAUACACUUGGAACAGAACGAGGCAACAUUCGUCUUAAUGUAAUUCCUACUCCCACCUGUGAUUCUCCUCAAAACAUUGCUCCAGCACUUGAUGAUGAUGGAUGGGCCACAGUUGGCAUUGUAAUCAUAGCUGUGGUUUGCUGUGUGGUGGGCACUUCCUUGGUGUGGGUGGUCAUCAUCUACCACACUAGAAGGAGAAAUGAAGAUUGCAGCAUCACAAAUACAGAUGAAACAAAUUUGCCUGCUGACAUUCCAAGUUACCUGUCAUCCCAGGGCACACUGGCUGAAAGGCAGGAUGGAUAUGGUUCAUCUGAAAAUGGUAGUCAUCAUCAAUUCCUCACGUCUUCUGUGGGAGGGUAUUUCUUACAACAGAGGGACAGUAGUGGCAUUUGCCACCUAGAUAAUGGCAGUGAAACAGACUUGGACGGUGUUGCAGAUCCAUUUCUAUGCCACUACCUGGGUACUUCAGGGUCUAUGUAUUUAAAAGGAAACACAUACAGCUCUGAAACCUUUGAAGCAUGCAGCCCAAAUUGCAGCCCUGACCAAAGAACAGCAAACCUGGAUCCUUAUGAGUCUGGAUAUUUAAAGAAAAAGGAAUGCUGUCAGUAUUCACCUCCACUGGAAGAUCCGUUUGACCAGUGCAUUGGCAUUAUUGGGAUGCAGGCUACAAGCAGCAAGUUGAUUAACUCCAUUUAUACUCAAAAUGAAGGAACUGGACUAAAAAGCAGAAGUCUGAACUCAGACAAGCUUGAUUUAAACAGAAGUUUGGAACCCUCAUCUAUUAUCAGUAGUAGCACUUUCAUGGGAACGUUUGGAAAGCCUGUAUGGAGGCCUCAGUUGGACUCCCUUUCAAGUCGUAGACAGCCAGCAAGAUGUCAACCGAAAACCUUCCAUAAUAAUCCUCAUUCCUCAUUGGACUUUGAUCCAGAAGCAGAUGAAGAUGGAAGGGAAAGGACAGUUUCUAGAGGAGAAAACAGCAUUUACAAUUACAAACAGUCCUUUGAAAACUUCAGAACUUUUACUUUUCAAUCCUGUGAUUUGGAUACAUAGCUCCUUUUGGACCUGCCAUUGAUUUCUGAAACCAAAGAAAUACUUUGACACGCUACUACCUCAGUGUGGAAUUUUAUUUAAAAAGGGGAAUAAGGAAAGGAAGAAGGGAAGAAAGAAACCACAUGAUGCUAUGAAUUCAGAACAAAUAAAUGCAUUUUUAUUCAAAUAAAACAGAAUUGCCAAAAUGCUCUAAAUUUUUAUACAGGGAAUACAUUCCUUAUAAAAAUACUAUAUUUCUAAUUAUUUUAUAGCUUUGUUUUAUGCAAAUAAUAUCUUUUGUAAAUUAAUGGUGUAAAUAAUACAGCAUAUCUAUUUCUAUGUCAGACUUCAUUUUAUUGAAAUGAGUAGUAAGCAUUCUAAUUUUAUACUGUUACUUGUAUCUUUUUUACAAAUGGAAACUCCACGCUGUUUGCAGGUAUCAUGCAUCUUAUUUGCACAUUAUUUUUAAUAAACGAUGCUGCCAUGUGGUCUCUGACCCACAUUAAAGUAUGAAGAAUGAGAAGUGUGAAUUCUGUUUGUAAACAGAGGAAAGGAGUGUUAAAUGUGUAGGUUCCUUCUGUUAAAUAUUUGCACCUUCAUUUGCCUGACAUUUGUGUCUCUGGACUUAACUGUGUUAAAUGUGUUCUGCUUCCAAGGGUAGGCGCUUAUUUGGUGUCUGGUAAGUUGGGUUGAAGCCCUUUAUGCCAAAAUAAAUAAGCAAAUCUUCCA